This is a messenger RNA of Microbotryum saponariae, 1461 nucleotides long. NCBI's taxonomy places the organism in Eukaryota, Fungi, Basidiomycota, Microbotryomycetes, Microbotryales, Microbotryaceae. The record is from the annotation of a GenBank genome assembly.
AUGUUCAUCUUCUGCAAUCCCUUUCUCGACGGACCGUGGCGCGCGAUCCUGCUUGCUCCGACGUUAUCUCGUUGCCUCAUUAUCCUCGGCGAUGGAAACCUCCUCAAAUCUCAGCGCUUUGCUUUUGACCCAACAGCGGCCAAAUUUCCCCUCGGAUUCGUCGCAACAGGUCUCCACUGCGGUGUCAAGAAGGACCCCUCCCGCCUCGAUUUGGGCGUCAUCAUCUCGGACCGCCCUUGCUCCGCCGCGGGCACCUUCACCCGCAACGCCUUUGUCGCCGCACCCGUCGUCGUGUCCAAAGAGGUGCUCGCCAAAGGGCGUGGAAUUGCCCGAGGUUUGGUCGUCAACUCUGGGUGCGCUAACGCCGUCACGGGGUCCCAGGGACUCAAAGAUGCUCGCGCCAUGAGCGAUCAACUCGAUUCGUUCCUCGGCGAGUCAAACUCGUCCUCCGCGACGGGGACCCUCGUCAUGUCGACCGGCGUGAUCGGUCAACUCCUACCGAUCAAGAAGAUCCUGAACGGUAUCACCUCAUCGACCGCGACGUUGGGAUCGACCCACUCGGCCUGGCUCGAUGCCGCAAAGGCUUUCAUGACGACCGAUACGUUCCCCAAGUUGCGCACCCGGUCCUUUGAAGUCGGCGGCAAGGAAGUCAGGAUGGUCGGCAUCGAUAAGGGAGCAGGGAUGAUCCACCCCAACAUGGGCCCACCGCACGCGACACUGCUCGGCAUGAUCGCCACCGACGCCGCCGUCACCCCCGCCUCGCUGCAGGACGCGCUCACGUACGCCGUCGAUCGCUCCUUCAACUCCAUCUCGGUCGAUGGCGACAUGUCGACCAACGAUACGAUCGUUGUACUGGCCAACGGAGCCAGUGGAUCGGUCGAAAUCUCAGAAAAGGCGACGCCGGACGAGUACGUCAAGUUUAGGGAUCAACUGACCGACUUUGCGGCGGAGUUGGCCCAGCUCGUCGUCAGGGAUGGUGAAGGCGCCGAAAAGUUUGUCAAGAUUACGGCCAAGGUGAGGAGUCGAUAUGUGAAUUGAGACUCCGAAAAAGGACACUGACAGGUGUCGGGACUGCAAUGCUCAUCAUGACAGGGGUCACCGACCUACGAAGCCGCGCACAAGAUUGCCUCGACGAUUUCUACAUCCGCCCUCGUCAAAUGCGCAAUGCACGGCGAGGAUGCCAACUGGGGCCGCAUCCUCUGCGCGGUCGGGUACUCGAACCCCGGUUUCGACAUCGACCCAACGAAAGUGACCGUCUCGUUCGUCCCCGUCGACGGUUCGGCCGAACUCAAGCUGCUCGUCAACGGGGAACCCGAACAGGUUGACGAGGCGCGAGCGAGCGAGAUCCUCAAGAGCGAGGAUCUGGCGAUCCAAGUCGAUCUUGGGCUCGGGGAUGAAAGCGCAACGUACUGGACGUGCGACUUUUCGCAUGAGUAUAUCUCAAUCAAUGCUGGUGAGUGA